AUGCCAAAUCUACCUCCACCAAACCCUCCCCAGGUGCUACGUCUCACCAUCGCCAAAUUCUCCCAUACAACGACCUCCACCGACCAUGUCGGCCCGCUGAAUUGGACUCAUGUCCACGGGAAUGGAGACAUAACCUGCACUUUCGAUAAGUACCUCGACUUGGACUCUAUCCCAUCAAGACUGAUCCAGAAAGUAUUCCAAGGAGACGACCUUCUGGAGCAGCUUGACCUGGUAUUCUUUGUCCGCAUGGCUGCAAUGCAAGCCCAGCUAGUCCCACCACCAAAGUCGCAGUUUGCUGUCGUUGUCAAAUCCCCGUGUCUGGCAGUCAAGUAUCCACAUGGAACAAAUAUCCGUCGCUUUCAGAUCAAGUUCACCUCAGAGCGAGACUACUUUACAGUAUUGACCCUCCUGGGUGAAAUCAACUGUCCAUUGACAGAAGGCAAGCCACCCGCUCCAGCAGUCCGGCGCUUUCCAUCCGUCUCGUCAUGGACAUCAGGGCAUCUCUCGUCCAUUCCCCCCAGAACCGUCAACACAGUGGCAACUUCCACGGGCAGCAACUGGGUCUCACACCCAGCUGGGGCGAUAUCCGAACGAACAACACCAAUCCGAGCAACUUCUCCCGCGAGCACAAUCUCCCAUGCUGCACCCAAGUUCCAACCCCUACCGGCUUUCAUCGUGCCUCAAAACACAGAACCUGCAGACCCAUUUCAACAGCUAGAGGCCCCUACUCUCACCAACAAAGAACACCAGGGAGCCGAACUCGCAAGCUCACAGCUCUCAACCAUAUCAGCAAGCCACGAGAUCGACCAGCUGAACAAAAUGCUCCCUCCAAAGCGAGAGCUUCCAUUUCAAGUUCCAGCUGCAAAGAGAACACGCACUACCAGUCUAACGCGGACGACCCAGAAACAGAAACAGAAACACUCGAAUCCAUUUUCAAAAUCACAGCCCGCACCGCAAACCAACGACCCGAAGCUUUGUCCACUUGACCCAGUGUCCAAGCGUGAUGAUAUUCCUACUUUCCCGGCACACAAUUUUAAGAACUUAUCCCAGGCAGACUCCUCCCAGCCAAACCUAUCCCAGCCAAAUCUAUCCCAACCAGAAGCACACCCCGACCCGACUCCACCGUUGAUCCUCUACGAAGAAGCACCUGUAUCUCAGGCCUUACCUCCACGCAGUAGUCUCGCCGAGCAGGCUUCUCAAGCAGCCAGUAUCCAAGAGACAUUGCAGACAGGACAAGAUCCAGUCCCAUCUAUUCCCCAGCUGAUCGUCAGGACGAACGACGAACCACCGAUUACACCUGAGGACUGGCUAGCGCAGUAUAUGGCAUCUCCGACGCCGGAGCGCACCGCCUUCCUCGAGAACUGGAUGUGCGAGUUGCUCGAAGAUGACAACUUCCUGGCGCUAUGUCAGGACGUGGACAGUGUCUGGUGGCGGUUUGCGUUCGGACGGAGGCAAUAA
Molecule: messenger RNA, 1458 nt
Organism: Penicillium bovifimosum
Lineage: Eukaryota; Fungi; Ascomycota; Eurotiomycetes; Eurotiales; Aspergillaceae
Exons: 4
Coding region: 1-1458 (485 amino acids)
Biological process (GO): reciprocal meiotic recombination
Source: RefSeq, a predicted model, not a curated record